Branchiostoma floridae (Florida lancelet) is the source of this 910-nucleotide messenger RNA. Its product is annotated as angiopoietin-related protein 1-like. The coding region runs from base 19 to 852 and encodes 277 amino acids. The record is from RefSeq and is a predicted model, not a curated record. The transcript has 2 exons. NCBI's taxonomy places the organism in Eukaryota, Metazoa, Chordata, Leptocardii, Amphioxiformes, Branchiostomatidae.
CGUUCGACCACCACCGUCAUGUACCCUACCUGUCUCGUCACCUUCCUGAUCGCCGCCCUGCUGCCGUUCGCAGCCGCGGAUCAAGUGCAGAGAGAGGGUCAGGAUGACAAUCUGAACCCCCAUAUGGAUGUUGAAGUCCAGAAGAACGACCCUCCCCCCGGUGCAGCCCACUUCACAGACUGUGCCACCCUGUACCCUCUACUCUACUGGACCAGCUCAGUACAGGACGGAGUCUUCCCCAUCAAACCUGCAGCUUCGUCCGACCACUUUGACGUGUUCUGUGACAUGACUACAGAUGGUGGGGGCUGGACUGUCAUACAGAAGAGGUCUGACGGGAGACUCAACUUUGUCAGAAACUGGGCAGAUUAUAAAGAUGGGUUUGGGAGGGUCCAGGGGGAACACUGGCUUGGGCUGGAUAAGAUACGCAACCUGACAUCCCAGAAUAGCUAUGAGCUAUAUGUGGAGUUAGGAGACUGGGAAGACAACUUUGCCCACGCUAAAUACUCUACCUUCAGCAUUGGUGAUGAGAGUUCAGAUUAUACGCUGCACAUUGGGGGGUACAGUGGGGAUGCUGGGGACUCUAUGGAGUACCAUAAUGGGAUGAAAUUCAGUGCUACAGAUAGGGACAACGACGAAAGCAGUACUUAUCACUGUGCCCAGAAGUUUUCAGGAGGCUGGUGGCAUAACAGGUGUGUUUACUCUGCGCUGAACGGUCCCUAUUACCAGCCAGAGAACUAUCAUGGUUCUGACACAGGGUUAGGUGUUUACUGGUCCCAAUGGAAAGGUGGGUACUACUCACUGAAGGCAACCAAGAUGAUGGUGCGGCCUCGUAACUAUAUCCGCAAUCUGUGACUUAAUUGUGGAUCAUCUCUUCAUUCAGAUACAAUGUUAUGAACUCUUAAAUGAAAUA